AUGGGAUUCUUGGAGAUCAAUGAUACAACUGGUCAAGGUAUUUUUGAUGUGCUAGUGAAAGAAUUAAAGAAUCUUGGUCUUGACAUAGAUAAUAUCAAAGGACAAGGCUAUGACAAUGGGUCAAAUAUGAAAGGAAAACAUCAAGGUGUACAAAAGAAACUUCUGGAUAUAAAUCCUAGAGCUUUCUAUUCUGCUUGUGGCUGUCAUAGCCUUAAUUUAACACUAUGUGAUAUGGCCAAGACUUGUGGUAAAGCCAAUGAUUUUUUUAGAAUCAUCCAACGUAUCUACACAACAUUUGCAAAAUCUACUAAGAAAUGGCAGAUUCUGAAAGAUAACAUAACUGGACUAACUCUAAAGUCAGUGUCAUAUACUCGCUGGGAGAGUCGUGUUGACAGUGUUAAAGCUAUUAGGUUUCAAUGUGCAAAUAUUCGGGAGGCUCUACUUCAAGCAUCUGAUAGUGAUACUGAUCCUUUGACAAGAAGUGAGGCUAAAGGUUUAGCAAAUAAUGAACUUGGAGAGUAUGAAUUUUUAGUGUCAGUGGUCAUUUGGUAUGACUUAUUAUAUGCUGUUAACCUAGUAAGCAAAGAAUUGCAAUCACAGGAUAUGCUAAUUGAUGUCGCUAUUGAGAAAGUGCAGGGAUUGAUAUCUUUCUUCAACCAAUAUAGAGAAACUGGUUUCUCAAAUGCACUAGAGGCAGCUACAGAAAUUGCACUUGACAUGGAUAUUGGUACAUCAUUUCGUAAGAAAAGGAAAAUUAAAAGAAAGAGGCAUUUUGAUGAGAAUCCGGAUGACUCAAAUGAUGCCACAGAAUCUGUAGAGGAAUUAUUUCGACGUGAAUAUUUUAUACCAAUUGUUGAUCAGACUAUUUCCUCUCUUACUACAAGAUUUGAACAGUAUCAAGGUUACAAGAAAGACUUUGGUUUCUUAUUUACUUCCGAUGCAUUGCGUUCUUUGGAUAAUAAGAGCUUGAAAUCUUCUUGUCAGCAUCUUGGGGCUGUACUUAAACGAGAUGGACAAUCUGAUAUUGAUGCCGAUGACCUUUAUGUCGAGUUGAUUUUUCUUCAGGAUUUUAUUCCAUAA
Striga hermonthica is the source of this 1080-nucleotide messenger RNA. Lineage: Eukaryota; Viridiplantae; Streptophyta; Magnoliopsida; Lamiales; Orobanchaceae. The record is from the annotation of a GenBank genome assembly.